UCAAUGCCUGGGUAAUGCCCCUCCUCACAUACUCCUUUGGCAUACUAAGGUGGACUCAGACCGAGCUGGACGCCCUGGAUCGGAGGGUCCGAUCACUGCUCACCACACAUCGCAUGCUACACCCACGCUCGUCAGUUAUGAGAUUGUACAUCCCACGGAAGUGUGGAGGCCGAGGCUUCCUAAACGCCAAGGAUCUCCACAACCGCGAGGUGUACAAUCUCAGGAAUUAUUUCCUUAACAACGAGUGUGGGAUGCAUCGUGAUGUGGUGGCAGUAGACAGGAACCUCACGCCGCUCUCCUUGGCAAACGAGAACUGGCGCAAACCUGUGGUACUAAGUACUGCGGAUCGCAAGGCGGCAUGGGAGAAUAAGGUGCUACACGGGCGGUUCUACAAGGCCCUCACGGGACCCGAUGUGGACCUGCUCGCGUCGGUGAACUGGUUACGAUUCGGGGACCUCUUCGUAGAAACCGAGGGUUUUGCCUGUGCAAUUGCGGACGAAGUGAUGAUGACGAACAACUAUCGGAAAUAUAUCCUGAAGGACGGUACGGUCGACAUUUGUCGGGCAUGCCGCCGUCCCGGAGAGUCACUCAGGCAUAUCAUUUCCGGUUGUUCUCAUCUUGCUAACGGUGAGUACUUGCACAGACAUAAUCUCGUAGCCAGGAUUAUUCACCAGCAACUUGCUCUUCUAUACGGCCUUGUGGACCGCGAAGUACCGUACUACAAGUACUUACCUGCACCUGUUCUCGAGAAUGGUCGUGCCACGCUCUAUUGGGAUCGAUCUAUCAUCACUGACAGGACUAUUGUCGCCAAUAAGCCUGACAUCGUGCUGAUAGACCGAUCGCAGCGCCGGGCCGUGCUCGCCGACGUCACCAUCCCCCAUGAUGAGAAUCUCGUGAAGGCCGAGAAGGACAAGUCCAGCAAGUACCUAGACUUAGCUCAUGAGAUUACCGCCAUGUGGGAUGUUGACUCGACGAUCAUUGUUCCGAUAGUUGUGUCAGCGAACGGUCUCAUAGCGAAGAGUCUCGACCAACACCUAGAGAGACUCUCGCUGGGUGGUUGGAUCAAGGGUCAGAUGCAGAAGGCGGUGAUCUUGGACACGGCGCGGAUAGUCCGCCGGUUCCUCUCUCUGCAGCCCUGACCACCGGUAGCUUGGGCCUUGCCCCGCUGCUGGCGGCACCCUAGGUUAGGUUUUUUAUAAUGUGUUUAUAUAUUUUUGUUAUGUUUUGUAAGUGUUUUUAUAUUUUACUUUUAUACUCACAUUGUAAAAUCCUAACCUAAGACCCUAAUUGAAUAAAGGUGAUAAUAAUAAUAAAGGAUUCUCUGCCUCUGGCUUGCCUUAGCCGGCCGGCCAGAGUGGAGUCGUUAGAGCUAUAAGCUCCAGGGGUGGAAGUGAAAUAUGCAUAAGACGCGAGUUGGCACAGUGGCUGUUAACAGCCACUGGGUAGAAAGCGGCGCACACCUCUCGACACCCCUGAGCCGCUCACACCGGUGUUGCCCUUGAGCCAUCCUAGAUGUCGCUUUUUGUGGGGGCCCAUCUUGUGAGGGCGAGUCACCGUCUGCCGGAAAUAAAAUUGCAUACCGUUUUAUUAGGCAGGCGUCCGGUUUUUUACCCCAUAGCUCAGUUCUUAGUCCAUCGCUUUCACCCAAUAACCUAGUUCAUUUUAGAUUCCAUCAACUCUCAAUAGCCCUUUUGACACUUUAAUGAAAUGUAAGGGGUACACCGAGCGGAGGCUGCCCUUGCCCGUGUCAUGGGACGCACGCAGAGGCAGCACCCGCCAGGGUGUAAGGACUAUUUUUUAUUUUAUUUAUUUUAUUUAUUGAACACAAUGUAAGCUUACAGUUACAGACCAAAUCACUUACACGCUAACAUAUACAUUGUCAAAAUAGUAACAAUUAAAAACAUACAAAAAUAUAAAUACAUGCGCAUAAAAAUGUCAAACAAAUUAAAAAUUAUAUGAAUUAAAUGUCAAAACAGAUUACAAUACACACAUAUACAAUGUCAUGCAGUAUGAAAAUUUAAAAAUUGUCUAGCAGUUUUGCACAAGUUUGCUAAACGAUCGGCGAACAUGUCAGCGUCAACGUGUUGAGUGAGCAUAAUAUGUAGAAAUGAUAAAGCACGCGUGGUAGGUGCGUGCCUCGCGUAACAUGUGCGAGCGGACGGCCGCAGCAACACACACGGCCGGCGACGCGGCGCGACCGCCCCGUCCACAUCCCGCGGUAUCCUCCUAGGAACCAACAACCCUAUCUUCUCUAACACCUCAGGGCUAUCAACUUGGUGGUGAAUGAUUGAGAGAUAGUGCACCAGGAGCAACAACUUCCGCCUCAAUGCGAGCGUGUCUAGCCCAACCAUCCCCGAGACAAAGAUGGAAGGGUAGAGGUAAGGGUAAUAUCCAUAGGCUUUUUUAUACAACCAACGUGCAAAUUUUCGUUGUAUUUUUUCAAGCAUUAGGGAAUACUUGUCCUCAUAUGGAUCCCAGACAACCGCACCAUAUUCCAACUUACUGCGCACGUAUGCGUUAUAGAGAACCUUAGCCACUCCAACGUGAAAUUGCUUGGAUAUUCUCAUUACAAAUCCUAAGGUUUUACUGGCCUGCUUGCAAAUACUAUUGAUAUGCGAAUGGAAGUCAAAUUUACUAUCUAAUAUUAAACCCAGGUCUCGAAUUUCGCUAACUUUCUCCAAGGAGGAAUCCGCUAAGCUGUACCCAGUUUGAAGAGCAGAACGUUUACGCGAGAAAGUUAUCGCCUUACACUUUUUUACGUUAAAGGGAAGUCGAUUUCUCUCACUCCACCUGGCAGCAGCAUCAAUAUCAGCUUGCAACUCUGCGCUGUCGCUAAUACUACGAAUGCCUAGGAACAGCUUCAGGUCAUCAGCGAAAAGAAGACAUUUAGCAGCUCUGAUUGUGUCCGGUAAGUCAUUUAUCAUAAGGAGAAAAAGAGUAGGCCCCAGGGUACUGCCCUGACUCACACCAGACAGCGUAUAGUAGUCAUUAGACUCGAAGCCGCCCACCCUGACGUACUGCUGCCUGCCACUCAUGUAAUUAGCAAAGAAAUCUAAUAGCUUUGGUGUGAAGCCCGCUAGCGCCAGCUUGCUCAGCAAGACGUCGUUG
Cydia splendana is the source of this 3108-nucleotide messenger RNA. RefSeq lists its product as uncharacterized. The record is from RefSeq and is a predicted model, not a curated record. The transcript has 2 exons. NCBI's taxonomy places the organism in Eukaryota, Metazoa, Arthropoda, Insecta, Lepidoptera, Tortricidae. The coding region runs from base 15 to 1139 and encodes 374 amino acids.